Messenger RNA from Diutina rugosa, 1662 nucleotides. RefSeq lists its product as uncharacterized. Lineage: Eukaryota; Fungi; Ascomycota; Pichiomycetes; Serinales; Debaryomycetaceae. The record is from RefSeq and is a predicted model, not a curated record. The transcript has a single exon. The coding region runs from base 1 to 1662 and encodes 553 amino acids.
AUGUUAUUCUCAAAGGUAUCGGUAUUGACGGCAUUGGCGGUAGUGGCCUCGGCUCAAGCGAUCCCUGGACACCCAGCGCCAGCUCCUGCCCCUGCUCCAGCUCCAGUGCCGCCUACGGAUUCCACUAGCGAAACCGAGGCAUCGCCCUCAGCUUCGGAAUCUUUUUCGGCCACGAGAAAACCAAUUCAGACCCCGGAACCUCAACCUCCCAUCGCCACUCCUGAACCAAAGUCAUUGGACACCUUGUCGUCGGUAUCUCCCCAAGUGUCGCCAUCUGAAUCUUCUUCUUCGACCUCGGAAGCUGCUUCCGAGUCAUCUGAAUCUUCGGUUGUGUCUUCUUCUUCUGUUGAAACGUCGGCUUCGGUGGCAGAAACGUCGCUGCUGCCUUCCCCCAGUGAAUCUGCUUCUGAACAAUCUUCUUCGGCUUCAUCUGAAUCCUCGGCUCUGUCGAGUGAACAAUCGUCAAUUGCUUCCACUUCGUCUGAAGUGCCUUCUACCAUCCCUGAAGGCCCCCUGUCUUCCUCCAGUGCUACUGAGUCGACUGGCGAAACCUCCGUUGAGUCUCCUAUCGAAUCUUCAAGCGCUGUUGAAUUGCCAAUUGAAUCGUCGUCGUCACAAUCGGUAUUAGAAACCUCUUCCUUGGCUCUGGAAUCGACAUCGUCUUCAGAGGAAAAGCCCACUGAGUCUUCCUCUGAAGUGAAGCCCACUGAAACCUUGUCUGAAGCUAAGCCUACUGAUACUGAGGAAAGACUUACACCUUCCUCCUCGACCGUCGAGGAACAACCCACCGAACAAACUCACGAGGAAACCUCCACUGAACAACCGACCGUUGAAAACACCUCUCUGCCUGAGGUACCAGUGGAAGCAACGUCAUCUUCUGAAGAAGAGGUGGUGACCACUGACAUUUGGCUCACCAUCACCACGGGGACUAAAGCGUGUGACACUUGUCUGGAAUCAAUCAUCACUACUUCGAUCCCCGUUGAAGUAUCGCCUACGGUUGAGGGCUCGGAGACUAAGCUCGUCACUAAGGAGAAACACCCUGAAGUCACCGUCACCGUUACUUGUGAAGAAGCCAAGUGCCACGAAACUACCAUCACCAACUGGAGCACCGAAUCCACGCCACUUACUCAAAAAACCGUUGAAGCUGAGUCGUCGCUGGAACCCGAUAUCACUACGUUUGUUACCAUCACGUUACCCGCUACUGAAGUCGCUUGCUCUGAGGGUGAAUCGUGUCUGCUGAAGACGGUAAAGCCCGAACAAGUGUGCCAAGGCGACUCCUGUACCACCACCACCCCCACUGAUACUAAGGCCCCCGAAACUGCCCCGGAAACCAUUUCCGAGUCUGCCACUGGGUCUACUGCCUCUGAAGAACCCACUACUACUUACACUAAGACGUUGGCGGUGACGGAAGUCAGCUGUGGGCCCGAUGAAGGCUGCGAACUGAAGACUGUACAACCAGCAGUGGUGUGCCAAGGCGAUGACUGUGAGACCACUACCUACACGUCCUACAUCGACGUGUACGUCACCCAAAGUCUGAGCCUGCUUGCUGGUGCGGAAAUCAUCCCUACCUCGCUGUUCCCGGAAUUUGAGGGUGGUGCUUCGAGCACUCAAGCCUCGGUGGCGGCGGUGGUGAUGGCAUUGGUGCCUCUUUUCCUUCUCUGA